GCACAAAGCGCCGGAAGCAAGUGCAAUAUGAACGGCGUGAACCGCCACAUUGGCGCGCGUAUGAAGGCGGCGACGAACGCGACGACCAAGCCGGUUGUGCCCGGUCGGCGCGUGCCCAGCAAGAAGCCGCUUUUAGCUUUGCAGCAGUAUGAAACCGGAUACAACGAGCAUCAAAUUGAUGGUGGCGGAGCCAAGCCGCUGCGCAUGAAGUCGCUGCGUCAGCUUUUGUCGCCGCGCCGGGGGGGCGUCCGCGAGUCCUUCUCGCAUCUCAACACCAAGCUGCGCGACUCGCGCACGUAUGUGCUCGACCCCAAGAGCGCCCGCAGCAUUCAGUGGGAUAUCUUUAUGGCGUGUUUAAUUGCGUACAGCAGCAUCACGGUGCCGUUGUAUGUGGGCUUUCCAGGCUUUCAAGUCACGAGUCAUUGGACGUCUGUGGACGAUACCAUUGACGUGUGUUUCGGCAUUGACAUUGUGCGCAACUUUCUCAUGGGCUUUUACGACGAGCAAGACCUGCUCGUCGUCGACGUCAAGCAGAUUGCCAAGAACUAUGCGCGGACGUGGUUCCUUCUCGAUUUGGUUUCGACGUUUCCGCUCGAAGCCGCCGUGAAGCUCUUCAACCCGUCCGUGGUCGCCAACGGGCACUCGCUCGCGUCCGUCCAGCUCCUCCGCAUUCUGCGCGUGACGCGCAUCCUCAAGCUCGCACGCCUUGCCAAGCUGCGCGUCUUCUUCAAGCGCGUCGAAGAAACGUUUGGGGUCAACCCCGGUGUCGUUCGCCUCGCGCGGCUCAUCUGUGUCGUGCUCUUCCUCGCCCAUGUCCUCGCCUGUAUGUUUCACUGGAUCGGGCAGCCGCACGACCCGACAAUCGCCACUUCGACCCUGCGAGCGCUUCGCAUCGCGACAGCGGCCUUGCCGUCAACGUACAACCCCAACUCGACGUGGCUUGUCGAAAGCGGGACUCGAGCCCGGUCCGAUAGCAUCCGGUACCUCUACUCGCUCUACUGGGUCAUCAUGACCUUGACGGGCGUCGGGUACGGCGACAUCUUCGCAGUCUCGGUCUCCGAGCGCGUGUUUGCGAUCUUUGCGAUGAUGAUUGGCGCGUCCGUCUUCGGCUUUGUCAUUGGCAACAUCUCGUCGCUCCUCGAGUCGAUGGACACGCGCGCCGCCGUGUACCAGCUCAAGAUGGCGCUGGUGAAAGACUACAUCCGUACGCACAAGUUGCCAAAGGACCUGCGCACCAAGCUCUCUCGGUACUUUGAGCACUACCUCGCGCGCGCGUCGCUCUUUGACGAGUCGUCGAUUCUGAGCGAAAUCCCGCUGAGUCUCCGGAACGAGAUUGUGCAUUUUACGUGCCGCGACAUAUUUCUGAUUCCAGCGUUCGCGUCCAUCAACGCGCAGUUUGUGAUGGACAUGGCCAUUUGCAUCAAGCCGCUCUUCCUCCUCGCCAAGACCGUGAUUGCAAAGGAGCGCACGGUCGGCCGUGAAAUGUACUUUCUCAACUCGGGCAUUGUCGCGGCCUCCAACGCGACCGUGUACGGCAAGAUGGUGCUCAUCGAAGUACUCACUGAGAACGCGUACUUUGGCGACCCGCCGCUGCUGUUUUACACGCUGCGUGAAAACACUUUUACGUGCUUGACCAACUGCGAGAUGUAUACGCUCGCCAAAGACGACUUUGACGUGCUCCUCGAAGAAUACCCCGACACGGAGACCAUUCUCGUGCAGCACUACCAUGCGCGCAAAGCCAAGUACAACGAGACGCUGAGCACGAUGCUCCAGCGCUUCAAGAUGUACGAAACCUUCAAAGACGAUGUGACCAAGGUCCACCGGCUCGAAGACUUUUGGCCUAACUUGCGCAUUUCGCUCAACGGAAAGCUCACGACGAUCGAGCAAUUCCCCAUCGUCGUGCUCAAGCUCAUCACGCACUACAUCAACCCCCGCGGCGUCUCGCUCUUCAACUCGACGUUCGCCAAGCGUGUCGUCCUGGACGGUCUCAAGCCAAAGUACGCGACCGCAUACACGUCGCCAGGCACGUUGCGUGCGAUCAUCCAGCCCUCGGACCCGCGAAAGCUGCGAUGGGACAUCUUCUUGGGUGUCCUCAUCAUGUACAACGUCAUGAAUAUUCCAUUUCAAUUUACGUUCCAAGGCGGGUUUGUGGGUGACGACACGCGCUCUCCAAGCGUCAUUGUGUUUGACUACAUUGUCGACGUCCUCUUUGGCAUCGAUAUGGUGCUCACGUUUCGCACGGCGUACAUUGACGACGACGGCCAAGUCGAAGCGAGUCCAAAGUACAUUGCGACUCGGUAUCUGGCCUGGUGGUUUUGGAUCGACUGGAUCUCGACAUUCCCCUUUGCUCUGAUCGCCGACGCCGUGACGUCGACCGGCCCGUUCCAGAACCUCAAGCUCAUUCGCUUUGUGCGCCUCACGCGGCUCCUCAAGCUCAUGCGCCUCCUCAAGCUCAAUCGGUCGGUCACCACGAUUGAGAACAUGCUCGACCUCAACCCGGCCGUGCUCAGCCUCGUCAAGCUCUUCAUUCAGGUGUGCUUCAUCGCCCACUGGUCGAGCUGUGCGUUCUAUUUUGUGGGUCAAAUCUCCGAGACGUACUAUGGCGACUCGUGGAUCGGCCCGCUCUUGUGGUAUGCAUCCACGCCAGACAAGUACAUAACGUCGCUCUACUUUUGCUUCACGACCAUGGUGACGGUCGGGUACGGCGACAUUCUGCUCGUGACGCCGAUCGAAGUCGGCUAUGUGAUCUUCUACAUGCUCCUCGGCGCCUCCGUCUUUGGGUACAUCAUUGGCUCCAUGUCGUCGCUCGUCGAUCAGCUCCAGACGCGCGGCGUCGUCGCCAAGGAGAAGACGGACCGCGUCAAGGACUAUAUGAAGGAGCGCAAGCUGCCCAAGGCGCUCUGCACGCGCAUUCGCCGGUACUAUGAAUUCUACUUGGCACAACAAGACGACGGAACCGAGCUCUUGAGUGACCUCUCGGACGACCUCCGGACGCAGCUCGUUUUGUAUUUGAACCGCGACGUGGUCUCCAAGAUCCCGUUCUUUGCGCGCCAAGACGACGCGUGCAUCUCGUACCUCAUGGGCAUUCUGUACCAAGAAUAUUGCACGCCCUGCGAAUAUGUCUUCCACGAAGGCGAGUACGGUCGACACAUGUAUUUUCUCGUCAAAGGCACGGUCGAGGUGCUCAUUCAUGCCGGCACGCCGUCCGAAAUGCUCUGCAAGGUCUUGACCGAGGGCUCGUUCUUCGGCGAGCUCGCCAUGCUCCUGAGCUGCAAGCGCUGUGCGAGCAUUCGCGCCAAAACGUUUGGCAUUCUCUACGUUCUUAGCCGGAGUGGCAUGGACCACAUCCACGCCCACUACCCCGAGAUCUCCAACAUGAUCAUGGCCGAGAUCAAGCUCAAAUUGCACAAGAUCCAGGAAGAGACCGUCGAACGCAUGGAGCGCAAGAACGUCGCCAACCACCUUCCGAGCCGGAAGACGUCGCUCACGACCGACACGGAGCUCCUUGAGGCCUUUGCGAUGAUCGACGGUGUCGCGACCGACCUCACGCGCUUCUAUGGCGGCGGCGAGACGGCCAAACACCGCGCGGUCGCGGCCGUCAUCAACCGCCUCAAGAAGUUCGACUUUGAAGCGCACAUGGAGCCCUCCAAAGAGCCGCCGUCGCCCGAGCCCAAGGCCAAGGACGCGUUCAUACGCAUUGGCAAAAAGGUGAUUCAACUCAACGCGUUCGUGACGCAAGCGCGCAAGACGCGGCGCGAGAGCACGACGCGCGUCUUUAGCUCGAUCCCGACCCACGUCGACGAGAUGUCCCAGCUCCCGGGCGCCAAGCGCUUGCUCGAGCCGUCCACCGACAUCGCCGGACCCGACGCCCACCACUCGGGGCGCUCCGAGACCUAAUCCCUCUCGCCGCCCCGUCGCUCUCGGUUCCGAGACCCCACCACAAGAACCUUCUUGCGCGUCGGUAGCGGUCGCUUCUUCUUCCUCGUCAUCGUCGACGUCCUGGUCGUGCUUGCGUGGCGGCAUGGUCAUCGUCAUCGUCAUCUUCCUCCUUUAUAUGUCUACCUCGUCCUCUCCAUCCUCCGCCAUGUCAACCUCGUCCUCUCAUCCUCAACCUCGUUCGUCGUCGUCGUCCUUGUCGUUGGCAGCGAAAUGGGUAUCCCAAUAAAGUGCGGUUGGCCAAGCG
This is a messenger RNA of Saprolegnia diclina VS20, 4183 nucleotides long. RefSeq lists its product as hypothetical. Gene Ontology annotation, cellular component: membrane. Lineage: Eukaryota; Oomycota; Saprolegniomycetes; Saprolegniales; Saprolegniaceae. The transcript is spliced from 15 exons. The coding region runs from base 28 to 3897 and encodes 1289 amino acids. The record is from RefSeq and is a predicted model, not a curated record. Gene Ontology annotation, biological process: regulation of membrane potential; potassium ion transmembrane transport. Gene Ontology annotation, molecular function: voltage-gated potassium channel activity.